AUGCCGGGCAAGCGCUACUUUGACGAGUCCGCUGGCGAUGCGAGCACGAGCACGGGCACGAGCACGAGCGCAUCCAUGGCCGCUGCAGCAGCCGAAGUGAGCGCUCUGGAAGCAGCUUCUUCAAAUCCUGCAAGCGCAUCUCAUCAAGCUUCAGCAACGCGAGCACGCGCCACGCUCUUCGUCUCUCGUCUUCCUUUCAGCGCCACCUCUACCGACCUGUCGACUUUCUUCAGCGAUGUCGGACCUCUCCGAAGGGCAUUUGUGGUGACGGAUAAGCAAAAAGGCUCUUCCAAAGGUGUUGGGUACGUCACUUUUGCGGAUGCCAAGGAUGCGCAAAGGGCGCUGGAAGAGAUGCAGGGCAAGACGCUGGAUGGUGGGAAAGGCAGCAAGUCGAGGAAGAUUGAAAUCGUUUGGGCGGAUGAGAAACCUACGCUCAAGGAGAGGAAGAUGGGAAAGCAGAGCUCUUCUGCUGCUGCUGCUGCUGCUGCUGCUGUCGUCGAAGAUGGGAAGACGGAUGACGCAGCUGUCACUGUUGCGCAAGAUGCGACGGAUCAGACUUUUGAACGACCAGCGAGCAAGAAACGCAAAGUGUCAGCAGAGAAUGGCGCGACUUUGGCUUCCGAGGCAGACGCCACGCGCACAGUCAUCAUCAGCGGUUUGUCGGCGUGCGAUAGCACAUGCAGCGACAAGACGCUGUACAAGCGAUGCCGAAAGAUCGGACCGGUGGAAAGGGUCGUCUACCCAGCCGUCGAUCCUCUGGCGUUGAGCGCGCAAACAGGCGAGGUAAAGGAGGUGCAAGCCUCGGCAGAUGUUGCGCAUGCCAUCUUUGCGACUCCCAAUCAUGCCGCUCUGGCAGUGGAGAAGCUGGACUCGCACGUCUUCAAGGGUGCGCCUCUUUCAGUCGUGCUCAAAAAGAAGGCAGAAGCGGCUGCUCGAUUGGAAGCGCACAUGAAGCCAGAAACGAAGCUGAAGCGACAAGCUCUGAUGGAUAGGCUGUUGAGCGCUGCUCGAGUCGAAGCAAAGGCGGUCGGUAGAGCGUUGACCUUUCAAGAAAAGAUGGGCCACGUGGGCAAAGAGAGCAGAUUGAUCCUCAGGAAUUUGCCCUUUGAUAUCAGAGUGGAGGAUCUCAGAGCUACAUUUGCCGCUUUUGGGCCCAUCUAUGGCAUCGAUUUGCCUCAACUCGUCGUGGAGCCCAAGAUUGCUGGGGGCGAUGAGGGAGAGGCAGACGCAAAGAUGGAGGUGGAUGGCGAAAAGGACGAAGCUGCUGAGGUGCCAAAAAAGACAAGAGGACGCGGAUUCGGUUUCGUGUGGAUGGUGCAUCGACGCGAUGCGGAGAAGGCUCUGUCUGGCAUCAAUGGCAAGUCGCUCCAGCGCGGACUUGCCGAGAAGGCGCAGCUGAAGGCUGCUACGGGCAAGAGGGAGAGAGAGGCUGCAAAGGCUGCAUUGGAACAGACUAGCGCAGAAGCUCAGGCGGAGAGAGUGGUGGCGGUGGAUUGGGCGCUCGAGAGAUCCGAAUGGGAAGCUAGAGCGGAAGAGACGGACGUUGAGACGGAUGCGGAGAAUGAGCAGGAUGGUGAAAGCGAAAAGGAUGGCGAGGAAGAGACUGAUGAGGGAGACUCUGAUCUGGAGCCUAUUCCCUUAGACGAAGAGGAUGACGAAAGCGACACGAGCUCGUCGCAGGGUGAAGAAGAGGAAGAUUCGCAACAUGCAGAAGGCGAGGCAGCUGGGAAACCGACCCUGCCCUCGCCUGAUCAAGGAUGCACCCUCUUUCUUCGCAAUCUGCCCUAUCAAGCGACAGAGGAUGAGCUGAAGGAUCUUUUCCGACACUUUGGACCAUUGAGAUACGCGCGCAUCGUCAUGGACAAGGCGACGCAACGCAGUCGAGGAACAGCCUUUGUCUGCUUUUGGCAGACGGAAUCCGCGGAUGCCGCGCUUCGACGUGCUCAGCUGGUCGAGACGGAGUCCGGCACAGGUCAACAAGGACGCGCACCUCAAGCUGCAGGCGCCAAAAAUCCCUUCUCGGCUCCUUCGGUGCUCACUGCGGACGCUUCGGCACCUCUUACCGCCUCGCUUAGCUUGCAUGGAAGAGUGCUUUCCGUCGUGUCGGCCGUGGCAAGGGAGGAAGCUACAAGUUUGGAAGCGAGCGCUAGAGCGGCUAGGGAGAGGAGCGACAAGAGGAACACACACCUGAUGAGAGAAGGCGUACCCUUUCCGAACAGCGAGCUGAGCAGACUGAUGAGCGAAUCAGAGAGGGAAAAGAGGUUGAACAAUUUCGGCAUCAGGAAAGCUCAGCUAGGAGCGAAUCCGGCGCUCUACAUCAGCAAGACGAGACUGAGCGUCAGACAGCUUCCGCUCUACGUCUCUGAUCGGACGCUGAAAAGAUUGGCGCUGCACGCUGUGAGAUCCUUUGAUCAGGAAGUCAAGGAGGGCAAGAGGCCGGAUCUGACAAGGGAGGAAAAGGAAGACAAGACUUUGAGCGCUGCGAUUGUCGGAGCGGACGGCAAGAUCCAGACGAGGAGAGGAGAGAGAUUGACGGCGGUGGUUCAGACCAAGGUGAUUCGACAGAUGGAUAGAUUGGAUCCCAUCACUGGCAAGGGGAGAAGUCGAGGGUAUGGGUUUGUGGAGAUGAGGAGCCUGGUCGAUGCGCUCAAGGCUGUGAGGUGGAUCAAUGCUACCAAGGUCUCCCAGCUGCUUCACGAAUGGCUGGUCGGCGAGCUGGAAGAUCUUGUCAAGCUGCUGAACAAGACUGGAGAGAAGGAUGCGGAUAAAAGCGACGCGAGCAAGACGGAGAGAGAAACGCGAAUCAGACGGGUCAAGCAGAGGAUGCAAGAGCUGAAAGAUGGGAAGGGGGCUAAAGCGGAAAGAGGAGGCUUGAUUUUGGCCGAAUUUGCGGUGGAGAAUAGCGCGGUGACAAAGAAGAGGAGGGAGAGGAACGAAUCUGCCAAGAAUAAGGAUGGAGACAGAAAGAGAAAGGUGAGACGGGCAGCGCGGGGCGGGGAGGGGGGCAAAUAACGCAAGGAUUUUGCUUCUCUCCUUCUUGACUGGACGCAAGCUGACGUUGCUGAGCUUCUUUUUGGCGGCAUAGGAACGCUCAACGGACGAUGAGCGCGACACUAUCAGCUCGGACAGACGGGGCGCGUCGAGCAGGGGAAGAGGCAGGGGAGGAGGAGCAGGAGCAGGAGCUAGCCGAGCAGACUUUUCAGCAGCAGCGCGGCGUGGAAAGAUGGAGGAGAAGGCGAAGCGUUGGCCACGCUUUGAUCAGAGCACGCGCAAGAAUUUCGUCGGCGCUGCUGAUAAGUCCGCCGCCGCCGAGAGUGCGAAUCGCGCACCUUUGAGCGGCGCUUCCAAGGAGGGCAAAAGUUGGGUAGGAGGAGCUAUUGGCAAGGCGAGAGCGCUGAGAAAGAGAAAGAGAGGCGCGGCUUAG
Molecule: messenger RNA, 3424 nt
Organism: Ceraceosorus bombacis
Lineage: Eukaryota; Fungi; Basidiomycota; Exobasidiomycetes; Ceraceosorales; Ceraceosoraceae
Source: the annotation of a GenBank genome assembly